Molecule: messenger RNA, 1466 nt
Organism: Malurus melanocephalus (red-backed fairy wren)
Lineage: Eukaryota; Metazoa; Chordata; Aves; Passeriformes; Maluridae
Gene: FASLG
Product: Fas ligand
Exons: 4
Coding region: 250-1134 (294 amino acids)
Biological process (GO): extrinsic apoptotic signaling pathway via death domain receptors; immune response; positive regulation of canonical NF-kappaB signal transduction
Cellular component (GO): membrane
Molecular function (GO): tumor necrosis factor receptor binding
Source: RefSeq, a predicted model, not a curated record
AGUUUGCGGCUCCUUUUGCUCAGCUGGCGGUCCGGGACGGGCAGUGGGAAAGCGGCAGCUCCUCGUGUCCCGUUGUGCCGCUGUUGAGGGUGUGGGAUCGCUGAGCCGGGCGGCAGCGCAGCCCCCGCGCCCCGAGCCGGGAGCGGGGGCUGUGGGGGGAGCGGCCGGGCCCGGAAGCGAUUUGGGGUUUGCUGCUGAUGCUUGAGGCUUUCAGAGUCGCAGCAUCCGAGCUGGCUGCUCGCCGCAGGGAUGCAGCCGUACCAGGGCAGAGCCGGCUGUACCCCCAGGGCUCCGGCGGGGACAAGCCCGGCAGCUUUCGGAUGUCGCAGGGAAGAGCCCAGCAGGCACGUCCGGCCCGUUCCGCUCCCGGCCACGCGGCAGAACCUGAACUACGCGUACCCCCCGAUCUUUUGGGUGGACGGCUGUGCUGAUGCAGGGGCUCCGUGCGCCCCGGCACCGCCUGUGGCUCCUUUCCCACCGCCGGUACCCGACAGGAGGAAAAAGCCAGGGAGCAGGACGGAAAGAAGGAGCGUCGGCUUCCUCGUGAUGUUCUUGCUGAUCCUGGUGGCCUUCACUGGAGUGGGGCUGAGCAUGUAUCAGAUUUUUCACCUGGAGAAGGAACUGGAUGAACUCAGAGAGUCUGCCAGCGCUGAGCACAUCCCUCCAGCUUUGGAGAAACUCAUAGGGCAGAAGCAGCAGUCACUGAGAAAGGAAGCGAGGAAGGGAGCCCAUUUAACAGGGAACCCAGCCCAGCAGGAUCUCCCUCUGGAGUGGGAGCCCAUCUCUGGCCACGCCUACACCAGUGGCAUCCAGUACCGUGACCGGGGGCUGGUCAUCAACGACACCGGGCUGUACUUCGUGUACUCCAACAUCCUGUUCCGCGGCAGCGCCUGCGACAGCCAGCUCCUGUCCCACGUGGUGUACAAGAGGAACCCGGCCUCUCCGGGCAGCCUCGUGCUCAUGGAGGACAAAGCCAUCAACUACUGCACAGGCCAGAGGAUGUGGGCCCGGAACAGCUACCUGGGCGCUCUCUUCAAGCUCAGGAAGAGGGACAGUUUGCACGUCAACGUCUCCAAAAUAGCUCUGGUGAAUUUUGAGGAAUCCAAGACUUUUUUUGGUUUGUUUAAGCUUUGAAAUGGAGUGUGGCUGGCAGCUCCUUCCCUACACAUAUGGAUGUGUGAGGGGUGAGUGCUGCCUGAGCACAGUGGCACCACAAAGCCCACCGAGGAACCGUGUUUGGCUUUCAGCGUGAGGGAGUUUGAGCAACUGGUAAAGGCUURAAAGCAGACACCUGGAAAGCACCAGGGCUGUUCUGCAUCAGCCUGAAGAGAAUUGCACAGGUUCUCCUUACAAAAAAAAACCCAACAAACGUGGCGUGCUGAGGACCCUGUUGGAGCUCAACACUUGCUACGUGAGAAGAUGCUGGGACCAGCCCUGGUGGGGACAGCUGGUGGGUGUUAAGGAGC